Messenger RNA from Metopolophium dirhodum (rose-grain aphid), 5759 nucleotides. RefSeq lists its product as uncharacterized. The transcript is spliced from 14 exons. The record is from RefSeq and is a predicted model, not a curated record. Bases 457 to 3288 code for a protein of 943 amino acids. Lineage: Eukaryota; Metazoa; Arthropoda; Insecta; Hemiptera; Aphididae.
UCGCCUAACCGUCACGUUGCGCGCUGGUCGUGGUAACCGCACGGUAACGGUCACGUACGUUCCGCUCGUACUCGCGGUAUCCGCCGAUCUCGCAGUGUGAUAUUUUCGAUUCGUCCUAGUACCAAUAUUUGCGUACCGUGGUAACCAUCGACAUACCGCUCGCGGGAGGUGCGAUCGUCGAUCAUAUCCGGCCUCGAACCGGUCCGAAAUUAUACCCACUCCCCCCCUCCCCCCCCGUUAGUGGCUCGGACACAUCAUGUACGAUGUGGGCUGAUAACGGACCUAGUCCCUCGAGAGAUUUUUCGACGUGCGAACCCGAGUGACCGUGUGCCACCAGAAAAGGAUAAUUAUAAUAAAAAUUUAAAUUAAAUUUUCAAAAUUAUACAAACGCGUCCGGGUCCGUUUUCACGGACAAACCGCCGCCAAACCACGGAAAAUCGUCGUCCCACUGCAGCCAUGGUCCGUCCGGUGGUCUUGGCUUUGGCGCUGCUGUUCUGGCUGAACGCCCGUCCAGGAGGAGUUUCGGGUCAAGGUGCUGUGCGUCAGAUUUUCGCCGUCGUACACGGAACUGCGUUGUUGCCGUGUGACAUUGCACCACCGAUACCCCACGAUCCCCUGGACACUGUCAUACUGGUGGUUUGGUACAGAUAUGAGAAAACUGCGAUAUAUAGCGUGGACAUCCGAGACAAGUUUACGGACCCAAACAAGUCGCAUUGGAAAGACGAGUCGUUGGAGGGCAGGUCACACUUCCGAAUGCUAUCCGAACCGGCCAUGUUAACCAUCGAUAACGUAUCGGAAAUGGACGCCGGAAUUUACAGAUGUCGAGUAGACUUUCGAAAAUCACCGACCAGAAACUCCCGACUGAACCUAACAGUUAUUGUGCCACCACAGAAACCGGUCAUCCUGAGCGAGUACAACGAGGAGAUAGAACACACAGGACCGUUCUACGAGGGCGAUCGCGUGAAGUUGACAUGCAUGGUGUCUGGAGGUCGCCCGGAACCAAAAGUCAGAUGGUGGCGGGGUGAGACGUUAAUGGAUACCGGAAACGAAGGGAUUUCCGGACAAUUUACAGCAUCAUCAUCGUCGGUGAAACAAAACGAAAUGACCAUCGAAGCGCUGGGCCGGUACGACCAGGGAGCCGUGUACACUUGCCAGGCUUCAAACAGCAACUUGUCCGCCCCCGUCAGUGCCAGCGUCACGAUCGAAAUGUACCUCAAACCGUUGGAAGUUCAAGUGCUCAGCAGCAGGCAGCCGCUUAGUUGCGGCAGGACGUACGAGGUGCAGUGUCAAGCGGUGGGCUCCAAGCCGCCGGCCAACGUGACGUGGUGGAAGGACAAUGAGAGGUUGACCAAUGCUACACAGACUGUAUCACCAGAUGGUAACGUAACAUCAUCCACUUUAACUUUCCAACCAACAAAAUCAGAUAAUGGUAAAUCAUUGGUGUGCCGUGCUGAAAACCAAAACGUACAACAGUUGGAGGAGAUGGUUGGUGGUAAAGUGGAAGACUCAUGGACAAUUGAUGUGCACUACGUACCGAUUUUGAAACUGGCUUUGGGAAUCAACAUGAAUCCAGCAGACAUUGAAGAAGGCGACGAUGUGUAUUUUGAGUGCAAGAUCGAUGCCAACCCACCAGCCUAUAAAGUGAUUUGGAAGCAUAACGGUCAAGUGGUCCAGGGAAAUGUGAAAAGCGGCGUGAUUAUGAAUCAAAAGGACCUGGCACUUCAAAACGUCAAGAGACAGCAGGCGGGUAACUAUUCGUGCUUGGCUAGCAACGUGGAGGGAGACGGCGAGAGCAACGUCGUCCGGCUAACAGUCAUGUACAAACCGGUGUGCAGGCACAACCAGAAGCUGACGUAUGGGGUGGCCCGGAACGAGAACACGGAAAUUGUGUGCGAGGUGGAUGCAUAUCCGGCACCAGACGUAUUCAAAUGGACGUUCAAUCGGACUGGUGGCGUGGCGUCCGAAAUCGGCAGCAACGAGGUGGUCCAGCACACCCGACCGGGCGGAAGCGAAACCGGAAGUGGCGGUGGCGGUUCGUUGUCGUCCGGCAAGCGCGGCAAACUAUCGUCGGUGCUCACGUACAGUCCUUCAGUCAUGGGAAUGGGUGGCGGCGGUGGAGGCAGUGGAAAUGGAGGCAACGUCGGAGACAACGAUUACGGAACUGUCACUUGCCGCGCUUCGAACACCGCCGGACAGCAAAUCGAGCCUUGCGUUUUCCACGUGAUCGCAGCCGUGAGACCCGACCCACCAUUCAACUGCACUUCCGGUGACCGGACGCUGUUCUCGGUGCACGUGUGGUGCACGCAAGGGUUCGACGGGGGCGUUGCUCAACGCUUCGCCCUGGAGGCGUACGACUCGGCGGGCCGCGCUGGCGCCGCCGACGGAGGGCCGUCUGGUCCGGACGACGGGUACGGCGGGCCCGCGGUGGCCGCGGACGGACCGGCGCCACCCAUGUUGGCCAACCUGACGGCCGACCGACCGGACUUCACGCUCCGACAGCUGUCGCCGUCCGUCGGGCUCCGGUUGGCCGUGUACGCGUACAACUCGCGUGGUACCAGCGACCGCACGUGGCUUACCGCCUACACACUCAACUCGGCCGACAAGCAGACCACUUCCGGUUCGUCUGCCGUGGGUGCCGGCGGCAACGACCGUUUCCGGCUGACGCCAGUGGUCGCCGGCCUUUUGGCCAUCACCAUUGUGUCAGCCGUGGCCGCAGCUGCGGUGAUGUGCGCGCUCCGUGUGCGAUCUCGACGGCACCGGAACCAACGUCGGCAGGACUUGUGUGGCGCCGGAACUGGCAGCGUUAUGGGCGGAGGUAUCGGCGGUGGAGCUGCUGUAAUCGCCGUGUGCAAGCAGAAAGCGGACGACGACGACGACGAGUACGCGGCGGCGGCAUCGGACCCAGACAAAAAUCCAGACCUGAUCCCGCCGACGAAGAUUAAAAGCGGAAGCAGAGGCAAUAUCGGAUACCGUGUUGUCCAACAACAGCCGAUGAUGGGAUUAAAUGACAACGAUGAUGAAAACUUGGAUGCUGCCGAAUCAUCAGACGAUGAACGAUCCGGUUACCCGACACUUCCGGUCGACGGUAUUGGCUCGCGCCCAUCCGUCAGUUCACUCCGACACCCUGCUACAUCAGUUGGACCUGGUUAUAGCAACAACGGCUAUAGACCUGAACAACAUAUGUCGACAACCAUAGCGGUAUCGUCCCGGUUACCACCUUACCACCAUCGGGAAAUCGUUACGGUCCGAACUCCAUUGAUGUCUAGCCAACAGGAAAGCUGCGUUUAAAUUUAUUAUUACAAACGUGUAUUCGUAUGAUAAUAUUAUUUUAUGUAAUGUAUACAUAAAAUUCAUAGUCCUAUAGUCCUAAUUAUUAUUAUUAUUAUUAUUAUUAUAACUAAUAUUACCCAAUAUUAUUAUUAUUAUUAUUAAUUGUAUUGUGAAUGUAUUUUGUUAAUAACUUCCUAAAUGUAUAUUAUUCAAAGAUUUUUCCUCUGUUUAUUUCCCCAUGUUCGUUUCUAACAUUUGUACUCAUGUUGCAUCUAAGUGUUUGUCAUUAUAAACUCUACUAAAUUCAUUUUUCGUAUAAUAAUCGCCUAAUUGCCAGUAUAUAUGCACUUCUAUUGUCUUUUGAACUACUCCAUAAUGACAUUUUGAAAUCUUUUUUUUACCGGAAUAUUUUAAUUAUGAGUCAUGAAAAUGAUAACUGACAGUUGGAAUUAUCUAAAUUAAAUUAUUAUUAUUAACAUGAUCUGUUUCUUAUUUAAUAUCGUCUCGUGAAAUACUAUGUAAUAUUUCUGGCCUUCGAAUUUAUUAAUGAUAUGUCCAAUCUAGUACGAAAAUCGCACCACAUAAAUAUGAUAUUAUGUGGCAAGUUUUUCAAUAUGUAAUUUUUGGGUUUUACGCCCAGCUAGAACAUGGCGUAAUAAUUCCGUUAAAUUCCGUUAAAUUCGUGUUAGUUUCGUUGUACUGUAUCAAAAAGUGUGUAAUUCCAAAAUGAUUUCAAGUAGAUGGAUUAUUUUUAAAAAAACAAAUUCAAAUACCCGCCUAAAUUGUUACACAAAUAUCUUUGUUAUAAACGUGGUACCAAUCUUGGAAACGUCCUCCAUAAUACUAUUUCGUGUGUUGAGUGUGAGGCAACUAGACGAAUUCCUUGCAUCUUCACUUUAAUGUUUAAUUAAAUCAAAUUUAAUCCAACCAUGUACAACUGUAUAAUAAUAAUAUCUAUAUUAUAACAUCCAUAGUGAAUAAUUUACCAAAUUACCAAUAAUGCUGGUUUUUUGCUGGAGGACAGUUGUUAAGUGUUAUAAUUUUUGUAUAAAAUAAGUUUCAAAUUAUAUGUGUUUAAAUUUAUUAUAUUAAUGGCUAGGUAAUACUAUUGUUGUUGUUUGUAUUUAUAAAGUUGGAAAACAAUUGUUGAAGUAAAACUGUCAUUGAUUCGCGCACCAGCGACAUCGUUAGUCUACUGAGAGAUAAGGUAUGACAUUUAAAAAAAUGUGUAUAAACUUUUUAUUAUUAUUGAUAUAAAUAAUAUUAUAUUUUAUGUAAAUAUUUAAUAUUAAAUAUCGGUAUCAAUAAAGAUAACGAGUUACCCGUAGUAAUUAUUUAUUAAUAGGUAUACUAGUUUAAUUAUAUGUCUAAACAAAAUAUUAAUAAUGAUAUUGAUAUAUAAUAAUACAUUUUUAAAUUAAAAACACACACGACAUUUUAAAAUUUUUAUUUUAUAUUUUGAGUAAGUAGGUAGCUAGAUCUGUAAAAUAUAUUUUUAUUUUGUCAAUUUAUUAUUAUAUAUUAUUAUCAUUUAUUGGUUACCUAAGAAACAUUUAUUUAAUUUGUAAGACAUUAGAAAUUACUACUAUUCGUUUAUAUGAAUAAACAUUUUUUUUUUUUUUGGGAUUUUAUCAAGUAAAUUAAAAUUUGUAUAUUAGGGAAUAUUUAAUGAAAACUAUUUUGUUCAACUACUAAUUAACUAGGUAUUUAGUAACACUGUUUCAUCUUAGAAUUUAGUUUUUCAACUGAGUUGAUAAUUACUACUAAAGUUUUUUUUUUUAAAUUUGUAUCAAAACUUUAUUAUUAUAUAUUAUUAUUUAUUAGUUUAUUUCUUUUCCGACUUUCGGUUUAUAUGUUCUAUAUUGUACUAUAUUAUUAUGGUGUUAUAUUAGAGUUAAUAAUCUUUUUACUAUCAAGUAUCAACGCAUAAAUAAUAUAAUUAACAUUUAAAUUAUAAUAUUACGUAGUAACUUUUUUUAAGUUUUUAAUAGCUCUAUGUUCAUUAAUUUAAAAAAUAUUUACAUAAUUAGAAAAAAAGUUGUUUUAUUCACGUUGUCGCUACUUAUAUAAUAUAAUUAAAUAUAAGUCAAUAAGUGUAAUCGUAUUCGCACAUAUAAGAUGCCAACUCUGUUUAGAAUUUAAUGCUAUUUUUCUUUCGAUUAUAAUUAGUGCGUAUUCGAUCGAAGUUUAAUUUACAAAUACUAUCCGUGUGUGUUUAUAUACAAUAUAAUGUGUAAUAUACAUUUAAUAAUAAUAUAUACUUCUAUCAUAUCUAUUUAGAAUUAUGCAUAAUAUAAUAAAUACAUAAAUAUAUCGAUCAAAAUUUGUUCGUUUUGUCCUAAGGACGGUUAUUAAUAUUAUUAAAACUAUUAUUAUUACUAUAAUUAAUUAAUUAUUAUUACUGAGUAAGUGUGUAAAUUGUGUUUGAUUAUUAUUCAAUCGUUACAAAAUUGUUUUACGAAAAUAUACAUGUGACGAUUUUUUCUUCA